Torulaspora delbrueckii is the source of this 2493-nucleotide messenger RNA. RefSeq lists its product as uncharacterized. Lineage: Eukaryota; Fungi; Ascomycota; Saccharomycetes; Saccharomycetales; Saccharomycetaceae. The coding region runs from base 1 to 2493 and encodes 830 amino acids. The transcript has a single exon. The record is from RefSeq and is a predicted model, not a curated record.
AUGGAGGCUGGAUUAUCUGCCAUGAAUUCCAAAGCACAGAUGAGGAAUCAACUGUUGCAAAGCGAUAUAGGUAAUAUUGAUCUUUCUCAUGAAGUACCGAAUGGACAGCCCCCGCAACAACAGUACCAACAAACGUUCAAUCGUCCCGUACAACCGCAAUACUAUGCAAAUAGGUACCCACAGGAAGAGCCAGAGAGAAGAGCUUACUCAUUGAACCAAAAAUCUAUCUCUGGGUUUUUUAGAAAUAGAGGUGGGAAAUUGCCCCACAGGAAAGGAAAAUAUGAUAGUUCGAAAGAUGAAGAGGAAGAAGUUAUAGUAGAUGGAGAUAUGUCUACUAUGACGUUUAACGAUAUUCGUACUUCUCAGAAUAGAGGUGGUGAAAGAUACGGUCAUGGUAGUGAUACUGCGCCGAUAAUCCCGACAUUGGUCACUCAAAGUCAUAAUAAUAUGAAUAAUGUUGAAUAUAGAAAACAUAUGACCGCACAGAGGAAAUAUGCGAUGAAUGCGAUGGCUAGGCAACAGAAGCCCGAUGCUAGGGCCAUGUCGUUACAAGGCUACGGCAACCCGUACAGAAUGCAUCCUCAGUAUCAGGCAUCUAAUGCACAGGAUCCUUACGGUAACUCUCGAGCCAAUUCGCUCGUACAUCCACCUCCGCAGUUCCAAAGAGGUGGGUUUCCUCCAUAUGGUACAUCUGGCGGGCCAGCAGGUGGUCCACCAAAUGGGCUGCCAAAUCGAGGGCCUAUGCCCAACGGACCUCGUGCGAUGUCUCUCAUGACACCCUACUCAAGACCACCAAACAUGAGACCACAAAAUGAGUUUCAUCAACCUUCACAACAGAUGCAUAGACAACAGGGUUUGUCGUCGGAGAGUUUACGAUCCGAACAACCAUACAGGCAGCCACCAGAGAACUUACCAGGACUAAGAGAACAGCCAUACAGGGAAGGUCCUCCACCAGAGAACCUCCAAGGGCCAGUCGAGCACUUUAGGCAGCCAGGUCCCUCUUCAGAAUACGUUCCAGGACGAAGUGAACAGCCAUACAGGCAAGAUCUUUCAUCAGAGCACUUACCAGGGCCGGCCGAGCAAUUUAGACAGCAUGGUCCCUCGUCAGAAAACCUAGCAGGGCGAACCGAACAGCCAUUCAGACAGGGUCCCACAUCGGAGAAUUUAUCAGGCCGUUCAGAGCCACAGGGUCAAUCUUUGGAUUUCAAAGCACAUAGGCCAGGACCUAGCGCCCAAUUGAACGUCUUACAACUAUCAGCACCACAGCAGAACGAUUUGAAGGAAAAAGAACGCUCGUUGGCAGAACGUGAGAAGGAAUUGAAGAAGAAGGAACGGCUAAUCAAGGAGCAAGAAACUCAAAUCAAGCAUGAUCUAGAGCAAAAGCAUAAACAAAUAAAGCCACAACUAUUACAUGCAAACGUUGAAGAUGUCAACUUGGACCCAUCACCAACAUUGCAAAACGGCUUGAAAUCACUCACGGUCAAUGACCGUGACGUUCCAGGAGAUGAAGUGCAUAACAGAGUCUCUAUGGGUACAUUCGUAUCUGCAUUUAGUGCAUCUCCAGAAAAGCGUAGGAAUUUAAAUCCAUCGGGCAUGUAUCAGUUGGAGAAGCAUGAUAAUAGCGCCUUUGUUACUGCACAAGAGUUUCCUCAGGGCACUGAAAAUAGGUCCCCAGAGAAAUCAGAAGAUGUUGAAGAAGGAAACUCGACUUUGACAAAUAUCAAUGUGUCGGAAGCAAAUGGAACCUCCGAUGCUACGUCCGAUCAGAGAAGGAAAAGAUCUUCAUUGAUCAGGGCAAAGGAUUUCCUAAGGAAGCUAUCGUCCCAUAGUUUGAAGGAUAAUGACGCUCAGUUGCCGCCUAGCCGCGCAAGUGUGGCUAGCAUACCCAGUUCAGAGGCUCUACAGGGAACGGCUGCCAAAAGAGAACUCAGUGGACAAGUUGUCAGGAAGAACAAGGCUGAGGAUGAGCUUGCGAGAAGUACGGAGCCAAAUAAUGACCCUGACUCUUUCAUAUUCGACAACACCGUGGGUAAACCUUACGUACCCAGUUUUGCUACCAACGAAGAAGUCGCCGAGACUGAUAAGUUCAAGACAAUUACGAUUUCUGGUGAGCAACUCAACAUCCUCACCGAAAACAAAGAACUUAUGAGCGAAUUGACGCUGGUUUCAAUGGAACUGGCCGAAUCAAUUAAGAGAGAGACAAUACUGGAAGAACAAAUUAGGACUUCAAGCGAUCCAUCACAGGCAGAAGCUCAACUUUCUUUGGCAGAUUUUGAGAUCGAACUACGUAAGAAAUCUUCCAAGAUUGUCGAAUUAAUACAACAAUUAAACAAUGAAAGAUUAAAGAGGUUCAUAGCAGAAGAACAAGUACUGUUGUUUGAGAAUGAAGUCAAACCCAGUUCACUCGAGCUAGUGAACAAGAUUUCGGAAUUGCAAAGCCUUUUAGAGACAAAAGACAAUGAGAUCUCCAAGCUUAAGGACCAACUUUUAUAA